Galleria mellonella (greater wax moth) is the source of this 9500-nucleotide messenger RNA. RefSeq names its product guanine nucleotide exchange factor subunit Rich (gene Rich). NCBI's taxonomy places the organism in Eukaryota, Metazoa, Arthropoda, Insecta, Lepidoptera, Pyralidae. Gene Ontology annotation, cellular component: Ric1-Rgp1 guanyl-nucleotide exchange factor complex; cytosol; Golgi membrane. The record is from RefSeq and is a predicted model, not a curated record. The coding region runs from base 230 to 4516 and encodes 1428 amino acids. The transcript is spliced from 26 exons. Gene Ontology annotation, molecular function: protein binding. Gene Ontology annotation, biological process: retrograde transport, endosome to Golgi; intracellular protein transport.
UUAUGUCAUGUGGCAGUCAUUCAUUGUCAAGUUGUUGACAGUUUUUCUGAUUGUGUCUUCAAUAUUAUUUAAUUACAUUAAUAUUAUUAAUUAUUUUAAUACCUAUCUAAAAAAUAUUUUCGUCAUCGCCGAGUAUCACCAGAUUAGUUUUACAGAACAAUGCCUAUUCCUUUGGUCUUUAUAAUUUUUGUUACCACUUCGUGAUAAUAGCAAAUGUUUUUGUGUCAAGAUGUACUUUCCAAUUGGAUGGCCCAAAGUUUUAAAGAAUCUAGGUGCAGAUAAUCAAAUUAUUAAGCAAAUCGUAUCAAACAGAGACAAGAUUCUGUUUGCAUCAUUAAGUGAUGAAUGCCUCAGUGUAUGGUAUUGCAAGCCAACAGUGCCAAUUGUUUACCAUAAAAGAAGUGCAGAGUCUCUACAAAGAUUAGGUGUGAAUGUGGGAGUGGAAUGGAAACCAGAUUCAUCUAUGAUAUGUAUUUCGACAUCAGAGGGACAUUUGAUAUUGUACAAUGUAGAGGGGUUGAGCGAGCAGACUGCUUAUCAGCAGUAUGACCCACCUACGGCCAGCCUACGCAGGGACUCUGCUGAGUUGUUUGUCAAAGAAGUUAUACCAUCACUAAAAAUUACACUGUUCAAAGAGGUGCUAGUAUGGGAUGGUCAUAUAACUCGCAUGUGCUGUAUCUCCGGAACAGAGAUCUUAGUGUGUACGACGCGAGCGCACUUACUGCGCUACAGGUGGGACGGUUCGCAAAACAGGGACUACUGUCUUGACCUUGGACGAAUACCGUUCUCCAUCAAUCAACAAGUUUCUAAAGCGGAGCCCAUACUGGAGGAUAACACACAUGUAAACGACAUAGAAUACUCACCAUUAGUUUGUGGCUUUGGGAUCACGCUCAACGAUGGCCGUGCAGCAUACCUCACCGCUCCUAAUCUCAAAUUUGAUCCAAAUGCCGUGCAAGGUAUAUGGGCGCCUGGCAUCGAUGAUGCGACUUGCACAAGAGUUAACCACAAAUUUAGACUCAUUGCUAUCGGGAGAAAGAAUUCUCAAGUGGAUGUAUUUACGAUAGACGAGGCGACAGGCGGCUUAGAGCUGUCUCAUACAAUGGUGCUUAGUUCUAAGGACUUCCCGGGUGAUCCUGGACCUGUGAAAUGUAUUAGGUGGACGGGCGACGGCAGGGCGGUGGCGGCGAGCUGGGAGUGCGGCGGCGUGUCGGUGUGGAGCACGUUCGGUGCGCUGCUGGUGUGCUCGCUGGCCUGGGACCACGGCCUGCACCAGGACCUCGCCGCGCACAACCCGCUCGUCGUCUCCAGCAUGGAGUGGGCCACAGAAGGGUAUCAAUUAUGGAUGGUGAAAGUGGAAGGAGAUACCAGUUCUAACAUUAUUCAAUUGGACUUCGUCAAAAGUCCACUUAGUGUGAAUCCUUGUAUGAGCAACCAAAGACAUCUUUACCUACAAGCAGAUGACAAAUUAUACGUGAAUCUGGAAGAUAAUCUCACGAAACGAACUAAAACGUCUAUAAUUGACGCCACUAGUGACGCGUAUCAAAGCGAAAAUGGUGUUCAAGAGCAACCAAACUCAGAAUAUGAUAGCAGUGCCAAGUAUAGAGAAUUCAUUGACGAUAAUGAGUGUAGAAAGCAAUGGAUAGUGUUACCUCUGCCGGCUACUUAUAUUGCCACCAACUGGCCUUUGAGGUACAGCGCGGUGGACGAGGCGGGCGCGCACGUGUGCGUGGCGGGGCGCGCGGGGCUGGCGCACUACAGCCGCGCGGCGCGCCGCUGGAAGCUGUUCGGCAACGAGGCGCACGAGCGCGACUUCGCCGUCACCGGCGGCAUGCUCUGGUGGCGCGACUACAUCGUCGUCGGUUGCUACAGCAUCCUGGACGGGCACGACGAGAUCCGGUUUUACCCGCGUGACGCGAAACUCGACAACAAGUAUGCGAAAAUUGUCCGCGUGCAGUCUCAAGUAUUCGUGCUCGACAUACUGGACGAUCAGCUGGUCGUGUUCGGUGCGGACGCGCUCGUCACCAUAUACGAGCUCACCUGUAUCGACAAUGUGGGCAACGUGGAGAUGCGGUGCGUGCAGGCGGUGGACGUGUCGGCGCUGUCGCACCCCGCGUGCGUGGUGUCGGCGUCGCUGUGCCGGCUGCGAGACGCGCCCGCUCGCCCGCGCGCUGCCGCACCCUCUUCCGCUUCCGCUUCUGCGCCUGCGCCACCGGACACCACGCAGCCGCAGCGCCACCCCGAUUCGCUGGUAAUCAAUGCAAGCGGCAAAUUGAUGAUGGUGCAGAGAGAAGAAUAUGAUGUAGACGAAGAUAACAAUCCUGCAUACAGCUGCCUGCCAGCGACAGUGCUCGCUUCGUGCGUGGAGAGUGUAUGGUCAUCAGGCAGCGGGGGCUCUUCGCAAACGCAGCUGUCGCGUGCGCUUUGGCUAUGGUGCGGCUCGCUGGGCGCCCGCGUCUGGCUGCCGUUACUGCCGCGCGACGCCACGCGACACCCCGAUAGCUCGCGACACACCUUCAUGGCCAAGAGGAUCAUGCUGCCGUUCCAUCUCAAUAUUUAUCCACUUACUAUUCUAUUCGACGAUGCAAUACUCCUUGGUGCUGAAAACGACACGACCUUGUACGCGUCUGAUUCGAGUUCGGUGUUUUCGCUGCCGUUCUGUGUCGUCAACAGAACUAGCCAAGUAUAUCUACACCAAAUUCUACGGCAACUGCUUCGAAGAAACUUGGGAUACCACGCGUGGGAGAUCGCACGGUCAUGCUCUGAGCUGCCAUACUUUCCACAUUCACUGGAGCUGCUAUUGCACGAAGUGUUAGAGGAGGAGGCGACCAGCAAGGAACCGAUCCCGGAUGCACAACUGCCCAGCAUUAUCGAGUUUGUUCACGAGUUCCCUGUUUAUCUGCAGACAGUAGUACAAUGUGCUAGAAAGACGGAGAUAGCGCUAUGGGCGUAUUUGUUCUCAGCGGCCGGCAAGCCUAAGGAGUUGUUUCAGGAGUGUCUACAGAGGAAGAUGUUAGACACUGCCGCUUCGUAUCUCAUUAUAUUGCAGAACUUGGAGAGUUCGACAGUAAGCCGCCAGCUAGCUACGCAGUUACUGGAUACAGCGCUGCAGCAGGAGCGCUGGGACCUCGCUAGGGACCUGGUGCGAUUCCUCAGGGCUAUAGAUCCAAAUGAUGUAGAUUCACCGCGGAACUCUGUGAAUGUUCAGGCGAAGUAUGGGCAAAUUGUGCAGUCCCAAACUGUCAGUCCUAACGCUGAGGAUUUAUCGGUCAUACUCGGCAGUAUGCAGCUGUCGGGCGGGCGCGGGCGCAGCUUCAGCACGACGGUGUCGCCGCGCGAGCCGUCGCCGCCCGCCGCGCCCGCCGCGCCCGCGCCCGCGCCGCCCGCGCCGCCCGCCCGUGCCACCGCCGCCGUCAAGAGGAAGAAGUCGGUGCCUGCGCGCUCCGACAGAGAGUCGUACAGCGGCACUGCCGAAGAAUUCUUCAUCGACAUGAUGAUCCAGCGUCACGCGCGUGUUCUGCUAUCGACGGCGCGACUGCACGCGCUAGGCCGUAUGGCGGCCGCGCUCGACCUCCACCUGGUCGCGCUACUAGCUGGAGAACGCGAGCGUGCGGCCCGCCUAGACUCCGCCGUGCACUGCCUACGUCGACUGCAUGAAGACUUCGCGUGGCCCUACCCGGUCGUGCAGCCGGACGACACACAGUACAUGCAGAGGAAAGGCAGCGCUGUACCCAGUACUUACACACCGUCAGCGGAGUCGGACAGUCUGUGCGGCGACAGCGGGUACAUGAGCCUGCCGCUACGGACCGGCCUUCCCUUUACAGCCGGAGCGCCGCUCUCGCCCGGACCCGUCAGCUCGGCGGGCGAGUGCAGCGUGGCGGAGGGCGGCAGCGCGGCGUGGGGCGGCGUGGAGGCGGGCGAGGAGCGGCGCUACGCCGCGCUCAUGGAGCGCCUGCACCACCACCAGGCCGAGCGCACGCCGCACACCGCGCACGUGCAGCUGCGGUACCUGCUGCAGCUGAUGACGGAGGCGAGCUGCGUGGAGUGGGCGCUGGUGCUGGCGGUGGCGCUGCGCGACGCGCUGGCCGUGCUGCGCACCACCAACGCGGCGCGCGCGCACGACGUCAGCCUCGACGCCGUGCGCCGCCUGCGCCGCGCGCUGCGCGACCUGGCCGCCUGGGCCGACCACGAGUGCAUCGGCUAUAAACCAUUUAUGAUGGCGAUCAGCAAUCAGAUACCAUUUCUCACCUCUAUAAUCAACACGCGGGAGCGCCGGAUCUCCAUAAACAGGCCCCGAGUGAGGACUCCCAGCACUGGCUCUCUGACGCAAGACUCGAAGCCGAGAACCCAAGCCGCUUCGGAGGCGAAGCUGCCACCCCCACAGAAAGCUCAGGAGGUGUCAAAGCAGUCGGUGAGGAAGGAAUCUCCGAGCUCACUACCAGAGCCCGCCAAAAGUCCGGUGGCGCCAUCACCGACGCCCGCGCGCGAUGACGCCACCAGCGGUUGUGCCAUAAUGUAAUUAAUAUAUUCAUAAAUGCCUUCACUAAUACAUUGUGACUGAAUGACAAAUUAACCAAAUAGCCACUCCAUGUAACACAAGGCCCAAUCCCUGUUUACAAUAUUAAUGUGGCUGUUUAAAUUGCAGUUAUUGACUAUUUAUUUAUUUAAUUAAAUUUGGCUGCUGUAGUCAUUUAGAUUUUUUUUAUAUGGUUAAUUUUUACUCAUUCAUAUAAAUCCGAAAAUACAUUAUGAAAUUAGUGGCAUAAAAUUAGUUUUAUGAUAUUUAAUCCCAACAAUAAUUAUUAUGUAUUUGAAAUUUAUUUCAGAAACCUAUGCAUGGCUUUUUAAUGAAACUAUUGUCAUGCCUCUCAUUUUAGAUAAUAAAAUUUAUUGACUUCAAUUUUACAAUCUUGAAUAACUUAUGAUGAAUUUAGUCAAAAUAUGCUUUUUAAAUAUGUUUAAUAAUAUAAACAAAUUAUCAAUGAUAUUAAAAUCGUCUAAUAUUUAUCAACAUGCCAAUCAAAUAUUUUAUUCCGAUCACAUGAAGCAUUACAUUUAGUGACAGACAUAAUUGUAAAAAUUACUUGCCAGUUGCAAGUGAAACUACAAAUUCGCCAUUAUAAUUUUAAACUUAUGAAAUAUAUUUACAUUAUUAUGAAGUAUUUGGUGCUGAAUUGAAUUAUAUGAAAAUAAUUUAUUAUUUAAAUAAUCUGAUACUAUUAAUAAUUAUUAUAAAUAUUUACAACUUUUUCUUUCUCUAGUCUUCAAGUAUGAUUAAUUAACUAAUAUAUUUUCAAUUUAAUAAAUAAUAUUUAUAAACUUAAUUGUUAAUAGAUAAUGGUAAAUAGAAUAAAAAUGUAGAACAAUUUGUAAUGUACUUACAUAAAUCGGGUAAAUAUAGAGAGUUAUCUUAACAAGAAAUCUUAUGAUUCAAUGACUGUUUGUUGCAUAGAAUUGUAACAAUAUGCAGAAUUGUAUUUGCGGCAACAAUCAAACAUAUGUUUCGAAAUCGACAGACCGGGGCGUGGUCUACAAAGAUUGGCGCGAAAAUAUGUUUUGGUUAAUUCGUUAGAUUAUGCCGCUACGAACAUAAUUUGAGAUUUGAUGAUACAGAUCGCCUGUAUAUAUCCAAAUAUAAUUGUUUGUUUUACAUUCCAUAUGUAUUAUAAUGUAAUAUAAAUUACAUCUUUUAAUUAUAUUUUAGUAAUUUUUACAAGAUCAAUCAACUUAAUCCGCUAAAUCAAACCAACACGGCAAGACUGUUCAUAUAAAAUUUGUUACUAAAUUCAUUAUUAAACAGUGGCAGAGCAAGACCUAAAUUAAAGUAUAUUGAACAAGACACUAACUUCUGAAACACAGAUUUUUCAUACGGAGUUAGGCACUUCACACUGUAUUGUAACAAUGAGUGAAAUAAAAAUUUAUUUAUUAAUUAUUUAAAAAAUUUAAUAGACUUGAAUGGAAUUUGGUAUACAGAUAUCCUAGAUUAACAGGAUAUAUUUUAUCUUAAGUCAAGAGUGAAAAGCUGCAAAAUACAGUUACUUGUAGAUACAGUAUAAAGUUCGCCGUCACUAUUGUGUUGGAUGAAUCGGUCUUCCGGUGUGAUAUUAGUGUGAUGGAUAUCUGAUUGUUGAUAUAAAUAUAAUUAGAUCAAUAGUACAGUAGGCAGAUAUUAUAGUUAAUUAUUAUCGACUAUAUGAUAUUAAUAUUUGGUAGUGAUUGUCGGAUAACUUUAUAUAUACAUGUAAGUAGGUAUCUUUGUGAAAUUUUUACGAUAAUUUUCUUGAUUAUCGGUAUCGUAACGAUUGAUCUAUAGUACAUAAUGUGCGUAUUCCACUGAACUUCAAUCUAGACAACUGAGGACCUAAGAAUGUUAUAUUUUUUUUAUUAACUUUCAGUUAUCAAUUUCCUAUAACACAGCCAUGCACUUUCAAUACUUAUCCCGCUUUUGAACUUUAUAAAAACUUCAAAUAAAAAAUAUUUUGUGUCUCUUCAGUAUCACUUUUUUUCAAUUAAGAAAAUAGAACAAAUGAAAGAGACAAGUUACAAUAAUUACCAAAAAUAGUUUUUUUUUUUAAUGAUUUUUUUUUUGUUUCGUUAAUUGAUUAUAACUGUAAUUUAAUCUAUACCCAAAUAUAAAUAAAAAAGAUAAACUGUUUACAUGAACUUGAAACAUAUCAACUAAAGACAGGGACUUUAACUUGCCAAGUUACUGGCAAUUCGAUAUGUGCAUUCAAAAAUUGUUUGAAAUCUAAGUAUUAAAACAAGAAAGUAACGUUCUAACUUAUAGAUUCGCAUUUUAACAUAAUUAAGUUUAAAAAAUUUAUGUAUAGUUGUGUUGUAUGUACAAAAUCAUAAUUGAAGUUCUCAAACGCUAGAUUUAUGUGACGUGGUUUACGAUUAAAAAUAUUAUAAUAGUAAUAUAUAUGAAUUGUUUAAAAAUAUAUCUAUUUGCUGUCUUCAAUUCUAUUGUUUUAUGGUCACCUACAUUGCGAAGUAAUAUUGUCAAAAUAACAUUGUAUCUUAAAGCGAGUGUAUACUGUAUAAUAAACUAUCCAUGAAUCGCAUGUCAAUUCAUCAUGUGGACCGACAGCUUGUUUGCCAUUCUAAAUUGCAUAAAAAAAUUCUUUAAUUUUAAUACAAUUAGAGAUACCUCACGAAAUACUCACGGGAAAAAUAUCUCUAUUUUAUUUGCCACUAUCAUGGCAAACAAAUUGCAAUUCGCUGAAUGGUAUCAAUUAGUGGAACGUCCAGUUAAUCAGAUGUAGCUGUAUUUGUUAAAGUCGUCUUUACAAUAUUAAUAGCAUUAUAGUUUUUUUUUUUUUUAAAUAAUACAAAACGAAUCUAAAAACAUUUUACUUGGUAUACACUCAUAUACAAAAUAAAAUUUAGUACUAUCAAUAAGUGGUUAUAAUAAAUAAAAGAUAAUUUCAGUACGUAUGUUGGUGUUUUUACAUUAUCAGCUCAUUUUAGUUUUAAUAUUAAUUAGUUACUCUCUUAUUUUAUGAAUAUUUUAAUAAUACAAUUGUCUCUGCAUUGCUCAAUUGAUAAUCUCAUGACAUUUUUGUCUUUGAAUACUACUAUUUGUCCUAUAUUAUGACCUUAAAGGAUUUAAGACCUAUACCUAUAUAAAAAUGUAACAAAAAAUAUAGAAAUCUUAUGUGCAGUGUUUGUAUUGAUAUUAUUUGUUGAAUCAUGUAUUACAAGCCCCUACUAUUGAAGAUUCAUUAUGUUUGUACUAAUUUCACUUUUUGGAAUGAGAAAUCUCAAAAAGUCUUAAAUAUUCCCUCCCUCAAUAAUUAAUACCCGCCAUCUUGGUGCCAAGUUAUCAAAUUAUUUAUUUGUAAUUAUGUAUAUCUUAAUUAAUUAUUUUUUUCUUUAUAUACCAUUUAGUACAAAAUAAUAAAAUAUGACAUUAUUUAGUUUGUUAAUAUGUAAACAUAAUUCACAUGCUGGUUUAAUUAAAUUGUUGUAAACAUACUUGUAAUGAACUCCUUGCUACAUUUUAUUAUUCUUAUUGUCAUUUGAAAUUUAUAUUUUUUUUUUGACAUUGUUUUUACAUUUAAAUACAUUUUGCUAAUGUCGGUCCCCUUAUGUUUUCUCCUCUCAUUGCAUAUUAAAAGUAUUAUCUCCGUUUCAACACUCAAGUCUAGAAGUAAAACCAUAUAGUGUUUACAUUAAAUACACUUACCGAAACAUUCCCCAGCAAUUGUUGUGACUGUUUUCUCGAUUUUACAUAUAAUAAUGUCGUAUUUCUCCUCAAUGUAACUCUAAUUGUAAAAUAAGUAGAUAAAUAAUGUAAGUGGUGACUAUUGUCGGUAUGUAUACCAUAACGCAAUAAGUUAAUAUGUAUUUAAGUAAAUAAGUAAAAAUUAACGCUUCUAUUAGAUAAGACGGUGAUUUGGUCAAUUAAAGUUGUGAAUAUUAUUUAAAAGUAUUUCUCACAAUCAAUGUCAAAAAUGAAUGCAGGUGCUACUGUUGAAAAAUUAAGCAUAAUACUUUAUAAUUUCAUAAAUUGUAUUUGUUAUAUCGAAACUACAGAAUUUUGAUGUCUGUAUAAUGAUAUAUUUUAGACCUGCGCAGACGAUGGACAUUGUGUCUUCAGUUGAACUUAAAAACAUGAGACAAGGAAGACGAGAAAAAAAUGUUUUAAACAAAUAUUUUGUCCGCGAUAAAAUGCCCUUCGUCUACGCAUGCCAGUAAGUUUAAUUAAUUGCACUUCAAAGCAAUCAAAUUAGAAGUUCAAAUUAGUUUUACAUGUCAUUAUAUAUUUAAUAAAUUUUAUUUUAUGGAAUGUCUGUCAUAUUUUAUAGAUAAUAGUUUUCGAUAUUAGUUUUAAAUAAAAGCAAGUGUGCGAAUAUCCAACAAUAGGAGACGAACUUACUGAUUCACACUGAAUUCCUAUUUCAGCCAUUUAACUAUGGGGAACUGUAACUUCAUGAUUCAUAAUGUUGAUUCGAAUUGAUAGACUUCUUCAUAUAAGCAUAUCUAUUAUCUAAAUCUGCAUUUGUCUGCCUGUCGUGAAAUCCUAUUAAAUUAGAAUAUUAUAUUCUUCUAUAAAUUUUAAAUUUUCAGCAAUGAUUUAUGUAUUAAACCUGUACUCACUAAGAAAGAAUUUUGCGCUAUUCCUAUUGGAACGUAAAGGAAUAAACGCAAACGAAACUGCGUUGUUCCAUUCUAAUGGUAGUACAACUAAAAUGAUAAAGAUUGUCAGAGGAAAUCGUGUUCUCAAAUUAGGUACUUCAAAGAUUUAUAUAAUAUGAUUAUUACAACUUUCAUGUGUCACACAUAAAUGGAAUUCAGUGUUAGUUGGUAGAGAUUUAAAAAUUACUAAGUGAGUCACUCCACCACUCCUGCAAUUUUGUCAUCACAACUAUUAGAAGUUUACAUAAAUACCUACAGAACAGGCACGGAGGUUGAAGGUAUGCCCUGUAGAAAUUAUUUAAAUUUUGUAACUUUUUGUAAUCUAGAAACAAUUGAUGUUAAAUAAAGUCUUUAUGAAGUAA